CUCGCCUCUCGGCUGCAGCUGCUCCCGCAUUCCUGGGCCGCCUCCUCGCUGCCCGCGCCGUUCCCCGCGCGGCUCCCGCAGUCCAGGCUCUUGAAGCAAUAGGCUGUUGGAUUUUGAUCCCGCCCAGAAUACUUGAGUUUUGGUCAGCAAGGAUAUAUAAUAGCGGUUUUGCUUGUCCACAUAAGAAGAAAAGGCAAUGGAGACUGAACAACAGGAGGAGACCUUUACCAACACAGAGACAAAUGACCUCUCUACAGGCAAACGUCCUGCAGAAGAUAUGGAGGAAGAGCAGGCCUUCAAAAGAUCUCGGAACACUGAUGAGAUGGUUGAAUUGCGCAUCUUGCUUCAGAGCAAAAAUGCAGGAGCAGUGAUUGGAAAAGGUGGCAAAAAUAUUAAAGCACUUCGUACAGACUACAAUGCCAGUGUUUCAGUCCCAGACAGCAGUGGCCCCGAGCGCAUCUUGAGUAUAAGUGCAGAUAUAGAGACAAUUGGAGAAAUAUUGAAGAAGAUUAUCCCUACUUUAGAAGAGUAUCAACACUACAAAGGCAGCGACUUCGACUGCGAACUUCGACUUCUUAUUCACCAGAGUUUGGCAGGAGGCAUUAUUGGUGUCAAGGGUGCUAAAAUUAAAGAACUCAGAGAGAACACUCAGACCACCAUUAAGCUCUUCCAGGAGUGUUGUCCUCAUUCAACUGACAGAGUGGUGCUUAUUGGUGGAAAACCGGAUAGAGUUGUAGAGUGCAUCAAGAUUAUUUUGGAUCUUAUCUCUGAGUCUCCAAUUAAAGGACGGGCCCAGCCUUAUGAUCCCAAUUUCUAUGAUGAAACAUAUGACUAUGGUGGCUUCACAAUGAUGUUUGAUGAUAGAAGGGGACGGCCAGUGGGCUUUCCAAUGCGUGGAAGAGGAGGUUUUGAUCGAAUGCCCCGUGGUGGACGACCUAUGCCUCCCUCGAGAAGAGAUUAUGAUGACAUGAGCCCUCGCAGAGGACCUCCACCACCUCCACCAGGUCGUGGUGGUAGAGGUGGCAGCAGAGCUCGUAACCUUCCUCUUCCUCCUCCACCACCUCCUCGUGGCGGAGAUCUGAUGUCCUAUGACCGAAGGGGCAGACCGGGAGACCGUUACGAUGGCAUGAUGAUGCAGUGUCAUGUGGAUGCCUGUGAUGAUAUGCAGCCACCAGAGCUGUUUGAGGGCGGCUCUGGUUAUGAUUAUUCUUACGCAGGGGGGCGUGGUUCAUAUGGAGAUCUUGGUGGACCCAUCAUCACAACACAAGUAACGAUUCCCAAAGAUCUGGCAGGAUCUAUUAUUGGAAAGGGAGGCCAGAGAAUCAAACAAAUACGUCAUGAGUCAGGAGCUUCGAUCAAAAUUGAUGAACCACUAGAAGGCUCGGAAGAUCGGAUAAUCACUAUUACGGGAACACAGGACCAGAUACAAAAUGCACAGUAUUUGCUGCAAAACAGUGUGAAGCAGUAUGCAGAUGUUGAAGGAUUCUAAUGCAAGAUUAUUUUUUCUUUUUUAUAGUGUGAAGCAGUAUUCUGGAAAGUUUUUCUAAGACUAGUGAAGAACUGAAGGAGUCCUGCACCCUUUUUUUUUUUAUCUGCUUCUGUUUAAAAAGCCAACAUUCCUCUGCUUCAUAGGUGUUCUGCAUUUGAGGUGUAGUGGAAUCUUUGCUGUACACCAGAUGUAAUGAUUUAGUUCCUUACAAAUACAUGGGGGGUGAAGGGCGCACGAGACUAACAUUGAAAUUUUGAAGCGGCAGAGAGAGUGAAUUCUAUUUUUGUUCAUUGUUGGUGGUAAAUUGUACUGUUUUUCUGUAAUUGUUGUGAACACCCUGCUUUAUGUACACUGUAUCUUACUUGGAAGGGGGAGAAUAUGGUAGGCCACAUGUCCCUGGAGUUUCUUGAGAGCAGUGUGCAGAAUGUAAUGCUUUUUUGUAAGAAACAUUUUAGGAUUUUUAAAUAAAUUUAGUGAACCUAUUCUUGGUGGUCAUUUUUCUUCAGGUCUCCAUAAGGUCUUAAUUAAAAAGGAUACACCUAGUUUGUUUUCGUUUUCCCCAUAUAAAUUAAAGUUGCUGUUAAGCUUGCUCUUAAGUUUCCAUGAUAUAUAGAUGGAGUUAUGUUGGGUUUUUUGACAAAUUAAAAAGAUCGUGUGAAAACAA
Messenger RNA from Cyanistes caeruleus (blue tit), 2153 nucleotides. Lineage: Eukaryota; Metazoa; Chordata; Aves; Passeriformes; Paridae. The record is from RefSeq and is a predicted model, not a curated record.